Molecule: messenger RNA, 982 nt
Organism: Bactrocera tryoni
Lineage: Eukaryota; Metazoa; Arthropoda; Insecta; Diptera; Tephritidae
Exons: 2
Coding region: 1-948 (315 amino acids)
Source: RefSeq, a predicted model, not a curated record
AUGGCGUCACGGAUAAACGUAGAACUGUGGAAGGACUUCUUUGAAAUUUAUCGAAGCUAUCCAGAAGUAUGGAAAGUGAAAAGCGAGGAGUACAAAAACAAAAUAAAGAAGAAUGCUGCUUAUGAAGCACUUUUAAAAAAAUAUAAGGAGAUAGAUCCAAAAGCAAAUUUGGAAAGUUUAAAAUACAAAAUAAACUCACUUCGCGGAUGUUAUCGACGUGAAUUAAAAAAAAUUAAGCGAAGUGAGAAGUCUGGAGCAGGAAUUGAUGAAAUAUAUAUACCAUCUUUGUGGUACUUUCAUGACCUAGCAUUUUUGGAAGAGCAAGAAACACAGAUGACUGGCAUGUCAUCAAUAGAAAAUGGGGACACGACUGUGGAAGACAUUGCACCUUGCGCCAAAAAAGACAAAGGAGAAUUUGGUAAAAAAGAAAAACAACAGUUGCUUAUUAAAGCAGUCAAAGCUUUAGAAGAUUCGACGCGACGCAAUGACGAUGCAAGUACCUUCAGUUCGACUUGGGAAGUCCUCUUCAGGAAACUUGACUUUAAUCAACAAUUUGCCAAUAAAACCAUUGUGGAGGUGUUGUACCAAGGAGCUUUGGGUCGGUUGAACGAAAAUUCCCAUCAGAUGUUCAACGUACCUAACACAAGAUGCUCAUCAACACCUUUUUCUUAUAGUGACAACUCGUCAACAUGUUUUGAUUCAACAACAUUGCAAAGUCGUCCGCAAUACUUAAUUUCUCCCCCGCUUCUGAGUCCAUCGCAAAUUAUAUCUACUCCUCAACCGCAAGUUCAGCACAUCAGACUUCAUAGAACAGUUCAGCCACAGCAAUAUCAAAAAAUUUCCAGCAUCAACAUACAACCACAGGAAACCAUAAAUACUCAACAAUACGGAAACAACACGGAAUAUCAGACAUUUACGGACUUGUUGAACGACUCUGACUAUUCAUAAGCAAACUUUUCUUUUUAUUUUUGUUAUUUUUAUU